GUUAUUUCGCCUGGAAUAGACGGAUUCUUCCUGGGUGUAAAGAGAAUAACAUUUCAGGGGAGAAAUCGAGUGUUUUUUUUAAUUUGCUCGCAUUGAACCUCUUUUUGGAUUGAAAAUGUCAGCAACGUUCCCGGGUCUCGUCCAUGAUCCCGAGAUACGUCAUGAUGGAUCAAACAGCUAUCGUCUGAUGCAGCUCGGAUGUCUGGAGUCAGUGGCAAAUUCUACAGUCGCCUAUUCAUCCUCAUCCCCUUUAACCUACUCGGCGAAUGGAACCGAUUUUACUUCACCUUAUUUCUCCACAAAUCACCAGUACACCCCUCUGCACCACCAGUCCUUCCACUAUGAGUUCCAGCACAGCCACCCGGCAGUCAACCCAGAUGCCUAUUCAUUGAAUAGUCUCCACCAUACCCAGCAAUACUACCAGCAGAUCCAUCAUGGAGAACCUGCAGACUUUAUCAACCUUCAUAAUGCCCGGACUCUCAAGUCCUCCUGCCUGGAUGAGCAGAGGCGAGAGCUGGGGUGUUUGGAAGCUUACCGCCGACACGAUCUGUCUCUUAUGAGCCAUGGCUCCCAAUAUGGCAUGAUCUCAGACCAAAGACUUCUGCCAGGUCCAAAUCUAGGGCUUCCACCUCCAGGAUCUGAUGACAUACAGAACUCGGUGGAGGCGCAAUGUGGGUUAGUUUUAAACGGCCAAGGCGGAGUAAUACGGAGGGGUAGCACUUGUGUUGUAAAUCCAACGGACCUGUUUUGUUCUGUUCCUGGACGUCUGUCUCUACUCAGCUCUACCUCCAAGUACAAAGUGACCAUUGCAGAAGUGAAGAGGCGUCUGUCACCACCAGAAUGCCUCAAUGCUUCUCUUUUAGGAGGAAUCUUACGAAGAGCAAAAUCUAAAAAUGGGGGACGAUGUUUACGAGAAAAGCUGGACAGACUGGGACUGAAUUUACCAGCUGGCAGACGGAAAGCAGCGAAUGUCACAUUGCUCACCUCUCUAGUUGAAGGUGAAGCCCUCCAUUUGGCACGGGAUUUUGGCUAUACAUGCGAGACAGAGUUUCCAGCCAAAGCAGUGGGAGAGCAGCUAGCAAGGCAACAUCUUGAACCCAAAGAACAAACGCCAAGGAAAAAGAUGAUUCUAGCAACAAAGCAAAUCUGCAAGGAAUUUCAGGACCUAUUAAGCCAGGAAAGAUCACCCCUUGGAUCCUCGAGACCAACCCCGAUUCUAGACCUUGAUAUUCAAAGACAUUUAACACAUUUUAGCCUGAUCACACAUGGAUUUGGUACUCCUGCCAUCUGCGCUGCCCUCAGCAGCUUCCAAACUGUCCUCAGUGAAAUGCUCAACUACCUGGAUAAGCACACAGUUACUAAAAAUGGAAGCUCACCAGAGAAUGGUCAGGGUAAUGGCAAUGCUGAAAAAGCAUCACAACGGAAAAGCUUGGAGUCAUCGCAAAAAGAUGGCAAAAUUGAGAAGGCGGAAUGAACUCAGCAAAUGAACUUUUAAGUCACCAGAGCUUUCUUGCUGCUGAAGUCCACUUUUUAAGCAGGUGUUUUUUUUCCCUCUUGUAGGAGCACUGGAAAGAGGGCAACAAAAGUUCAACAUUGGAGUCACUACUUUUACAAUGCUGGAACAUUUAGUACGCAUUAGUGCUAUUUAAAUAAUGUUUAUAGUGGUAAAUUUAACAACUUAAUCACUGGAUUUUAAAGUGCAGUAUUCCUUUUCAAAUAACAGUCUAAAUGAUGUAUCAUGAAACCUGCUCAUUAUCCAUUUCUUUUUGUUUGUUUGCAUGACUCUCAUAAAUGUGAUGGCAUAAAUGUGACAGCUCCAGUCUCUAUAAAGCAUCUAAAAAUU
Stegostoma tigrinum is the source of this 1843-nucleotide messenger RNA. It is a transcript of the gene tfap2d, whose product is annotated as transcription factor AP-2 delta (activating enhancer binding protein 2 delta). The transcript has 8 exons. Gene Ontology annotation, molecular function: RNA polymerase II transcription regulatory region sequence-specific DNA binding; DNA-binding transcription factor activity, RNA polymerase II-specific. NCBI's taxonomy places the organism in Eukaryota, Metazoa, Chordata, Chondrichthyes, Orectolobiformes, Stegostomatidae. Gene Ontology annotation, cellular component: nucleus. The record is from RefSeq and is a predicted model, not a curated record. The coding region runs from base 116 to 1474 and encodes 452 amino acids. Gene Ontology annotation, biological process: anatomical structure development; regulation of cell population proliferation; regulation of transcription by RNA polymerase II.